ACAGAGAAACUGCCUUGUAACAGGUCCCGCCCCUCCCUCUACUCCCUUUCUUACAUCAAGAGGGGAAAAACACGGAACUACCUCUACCCCAUCUGGUCACCAUACGCCUACUACCUCUACUGUUACAAAUACCGGAUCACCCUCCGGGAGAGGAUGCUGCCUCGUUGUUAUAAAAGCAUCACCUACAAGGAAGAGGAGGACCUGACACUUCGGCCCCGCUGCUGCCUCCAGUGCUCCGAGUCCCCAGCAGGCCUCCAGGCGGGCAGGAGCACCGAGCACGGAGAAGACCAAGACCGGCCUAAAGUGCUAAGCUCAGCCGGGAACCUGACGGUGCUUUCUACGGACCCCCUGCUCCACCAGGACCCAGUGCAAGUAGACUUCCAUUUCCGCCUCACCCCCCACGGCUCUGCCCACUGGCACGGCCUUUUCUGUGACCACCGACUCUUCCUGGACAUCCCCAAUCGGGCCCUGGACCGAGGCAACCGAGAAAGUUUGACAGCAACACUGGAGUAUGUGGAGGAGAAGACCAACGUGGACUCCGUGUUUGUGAACUUCCAGAACGACCGGAAGGACAAAGGUGACCUGCUGCGGGCCUUCAGCUACAUGGGCUUUGAUGUGGUCAGGCCAGAUCACCCUGCCCUUCCUCCCUGGGACAAUGUCAUCUUCAUGGUGUAUCCCCUCGAAAGGGACCAAGGCCACCUGUCCAGUGAGCCUCCCUAAACACGCUCAUCCCAACUCUGCGAGGGGCUGGAAGCUGUGACAUGCAGGUCUCAAGGCCACCGCCACCCUAGGAAUAAAGGGUAC
Fukomys damarensis (Damara mole-rat) is the source of this 804-nucleotide messenger RNA. RefSeq names its product ornithine decarboxylase antizyme 3 (gene Oaz3). NCBI's taxonomy places the organism in Eukaryota, Metazoa, Chordata, Mammalia, Rodentia, Bathyergidae. Gene Ontology annotation, biological process: positive regulation of protein catabolic process. Gene Ontology annotation, cellular component: nucleus; cytoplasm. Gene Ontology annotation, molecular function: ornithine decarboxylase inhibitor activity. The record is from RefSeq and is a predicted model, not a curated record.